AUGCGCGCCCGUUACUGCGACGCCGAGGGCAGGGAGUGGUUCUCACAGCGAAGAGCGUUCCUUAAUGAGCUGGACGUUCUAUUCACCGACAUCAAAGACCACAAGAAAAUGGACCUAAAGACGAUCGAGGACAGUAUCGCAUCGGAAAAGGAGGCGUGGUAUCGUUGGGUGCUACGCAUGUACCCGCGAUUCCUCUCAACAGGAGACAGCGGGGCGGACCCCGAUGAGCUGAGAGCAAUGCUGGACGACCCUGUUAAGAGACGGGAAGAACUCAUUGAGAGGAUCUGGGAGGGUGUCGGAAAACCAGCUAACUGGGAAGCCGAUGUGGAUUCGCUGACUGAGAAGAUUGCGACUGUCAGGAAUGAUGCAGCGGCUUUGAAGCAGCUCUACAUCACUUUUUUCUUCAAGGAUUCAAAAACAGGAGAAGUUGUAGAGAAUGCACAGCCAUACCUGGAAGCAUACGAGACAAGCGACGCCAUGUCGAUUGAGCAAGUAAUCGACCGCAUCGCCCAAGACCUCAAAGCGAGCCUCACGACGGAACCACAACGCGAUACCCACAGGAGUCGUCUUGAUGAAUUGCGCAGGGCCAAGAUGGCGUUUGAGCAGAACAGGCUGCAGAAUAAGAGUCGAGCUCAGGCAAGCCAAACGCCAGCCAUAUCUGAUUACUUGUACGAUCUACCGCCAUGUUCCGUUUGUGCGAAAUCGAUGGACCCGAAGAAUGUCCUUUCAUGUCCACUUUGCCAAGCACUUGUCCAACUCGGUGGCCGACAAAAGAUGACGGUUUACUGCUCGGAUGAAUGCUUAGACAAGGGCUUUAACGACCAUGUUGAUAAGGAGCACGACUGCGAGGCGGGGGAUAGAUGUGCGCAAUACGACUACGAGGACAUAGAGAUGGGAGAAGACGCAACAUCCAAGGCUGUGGUUUGCAAGGACUGCAUCGACCAGUGCGACAUUCGAGAGCAAGGGUCGGUAGAGGGCGAUGGAAAAGCUGCAGUAUACUGCUCAAUAGAGUGCGCAAAGCCGAAUAUUGGGAGACACAGAGAAAGCAAGCACAUGACAUCGGCUGCUGGUUAUGAGGUUAGUAACCUUGCGCUGCCACUCUGGGAGACGGCCGAAAAGAUAUUGAAGGAGGGGAACCCGGGGUUGAAGUUCUCGCUGGUCGACGCUAUAGAAACCCAUCAACCACCUGCACCACCUCCCCCAGCACCCUCAAAGACUUUCACUAUUGACUUUGAAGUUUCUACCCAAACAGAGGUAGAUGACAACUUUGACAACCUGCGCGAUACCCAUUCUCAAUUCAUGGACUCGAUGUUCCCUUUGGAUGGCGAUACAGAUCUCAGUAGUCUUGAAGACUCACCUCUCACUUCCUUUCCUACGCCUUCGUCGUCUCAUACGCAUUCGAUACAGUCUCUACAUGCGAAACCUCAAUUCAACCUUGAUUCGGCCGAGUCAUUGCUGGAUUCCUUCAGGAGAAUGCUAAUCCACUACCCUUGUAUUGUGUUGAUGCCAGAAGAGACAGUAGCAAGUCUUGCUGCGACGAAGCCUUUUGUUCUGUUGGCUAUUCUAGCUGCUGCUUCCGGGUCGCGGACUUUACAAGGACACACUCUCUAUGAUGAAGAGUUCCGCAAAGUUCUGGGCCUCAAGUUUGUCGCUGGUGGUGAGAGGAGUAUGGACUUGCUACAAGGCAUCUUGAUAUACUGCGCUUGGUAUCCAUUCCAUCUCAGACCAAAGAACAGACAAGCUUUCCAAUACUAUCGCAUGGCCGGUGAUCUCAUAACUGAUCUCGAACUGGACCAAGAACCAGCCCAUCUUGGCAGCGCAAUCCCUGGGGAAAUGAGCAGUGCGCAGCUCGACCGGCCACGGGUGUAUCUGGCAUACUACUACGCCAUGUCAAAGUAUGUCCUCCAAGAAACGCACCAGGACCAUAUCACUCACAGAUCCGACAGCUUCAUGUAUAUGUUCAAGAAGAAGGACCUGAUUCCCGCGUGGACAACCUGGGCAGAUGCUUGCUGUAACAUUUUGCAACGACAUGCCGAGGUUGAUGGGGAUGUUUCGUUGAGUUAUCUCGCCAGGCUGGCGAACAUGACCAAUACAGCGAAUAGUUCUAUACGCGACAAUGAUCCUCAGGUGAAUCAGCAAGUCCAACUCGUGCUGCUUGGGCUGGAGACCCAGCAUAGAGAGAUGAAGGAAACUAUGGUGCCGCAUCUUUCACGCUCUGCGCCCGUGAAGCUCGCUUCUCUAUUCUUUGAAAUCUUCCUCCAAGGUGGUCCCAUAUUCUAUCUCACACGCAUCAACACCAAAAAGCCUAGCUUCGUCGACCCAUCGCCAACCCGCCUCGUUCGCUGCGUGAACAACAUCCGCACUCUCUUUGACCACCUCACGAACCUCGAGAACUUUACGUGUUUCACCAGCGUUGAUUGGACAAAGUUCAUUCUAUGCGUCAUCCUCGCAGUCUGUCUCUCAUUCCCCAUUGCUGAUGUUCCGGACUGGGACCAUACAUGGGCGCGCUCACAGCUACGUUUUGACGAGUUUCUCGAAACUAUGACCGAGGGCCCUGAAGAUCUCACACCGGCGAGUAAACGUGUGGAUAUUCUUUCUGCAAGCCGCGUUAUCAUGCGAGUACUCAAGACGAAAUACAACCGACGUGUCGCCAUACUUACAGCACCAGUUUUGAACGAGCCUCUGGGACAUCAAGGGUGCCCCAUGUUUGAUAAAGACAUGCAACCUUACCUAACAGCGUGGGACGUGGACUUUGACGCCCAAUCUGUACUCCCCACGCCGAAUAUCAACACCGAAGGACAGCAACCCAUGUAUCAUGACCUCUGGGCGACCAUGACCAUGAGCUGGGCGAAUGAUGCUGACACAAUGGGGUCUUGA
Messenger RNA from Fusarium pseudograminearum CS3096, 2877 nucleotides. RefSeq lists its product as uncharacterized. The transcript is spliced from 5 exons. The record is from RefSeq and is a predicted model, not a curated record. Gene Ontology annotation, cellular component: nucleus. Gene Ontology annotation, molecular function: DNA-binding transcription factor activity, RNA polymerase II-specific; transcription cis-regulatory region binding. NCBI's taxonomy places the organism in Eukaryota, Fungi, Ascomycota, Sordariomycetes, Hypocreales, Nectriaceae. Gene Ontology annotation, biological process: regulation of DNA-templated transcription. Bases 1 to 2877 code for a protein of 958 amino acids.